Oncorhynchus tshawytscha (Chinook salmon) is the source of this 1423-nucleotide messenger RNA. Its product is annotated as zinc finger protein 2-like. The coding region runs from base 679 to 1263 and encodes 194 amino acids. The transcript has 2 exons. The record is from RefSeq and is a predicted model, not a curated record. Gene Ontology annotation, molecular function: DNA-binding transcription factor activity, RNA polymerase II-specific; RNA polymerase II cis-regulatory region sequence-specific DNA binding. Gene Ontology annotation, biological process: regulation of transcription by RNA polymerase II. NCBI's taxonomy places the organism in Eukaryota, Metazoa, Chordata, Actinopteri, Salmoniformes, Salmonidae.
CUGACUCAUUCAGCCACCUCUUUAGCCUGGUAGCCAACAUACAAACGAAAACAUUAAAGCGCUUUAGACCAUUUUUUUGUGUAAAUUGAUCUCGGUGUUUUUAACACACCGAUCUACUAUUUAACUUAAACGUAACUUACUUGUUCAAUUUACAAAUGUGUUGAUUAUACUUAACCUAAGCUAAUCGUCAAUGCUAGCUAGCUAGCCCACCAUGAGCUCUGCAAGCUACUCUCCUCCUGCUAAAGAAGAGGUCUGCUGGACGGAGAAAGAGGGCCUGUGGCUGAACAUUGUCGUGAAAGAAGAGGGUGAGGAUGUUUCAGUAAAAGGAGAGGAAGAAGCUUUCAGAAUGAAAGAGGAGGAAGAGGAGGCUAUCAGUAUCACAUUGAAAGAAGAGGAAGAACCUUUUGGAGUGGAAGAGGAGGCUAUCUCAAUAAAAGAGGAGGAAGACGCUUGGAGAGAUGAAGAGGAGACUGAAGAUCUGAUUAACACCAGAGAGAGACCAAACUCUCAUGAUGACAGCGGAAAGAGUCCUUCAGGGAAACCAGACCCGGCGACACCCAAACCAACGAGACGACAUCAGUGCUCCCACUGUGGAAAGAGUUUUCCCUGGUUAAAGGCCCUGAAGCAGCAUAAGAAAAACACUCUGGAGAGAAGCCUUAUCGCUGUUCUCAAUGUGGAAUGACUUUUACCUGGGCAGGAAGCCUAUGGGGUCAUAAGAGAAUACACUCUGGAGAGAAGCCUUACCACUGCUCCCACUGUGAAAAGAGUUUUAGGAAGUUAGGUGACCUGAAGGCGCAUGAGAGGACACACACGGGAGAAAAGCCCUACCAAUGUUCCCAGUGUGGAAAUAGUUUUAGCAAGCUAGGGAACCUAAAACAGCAUAAAAGAACACACACAGGAGAAAAGCCCUACCAAUGCUCCCAGUGUGGAAAGAGUUUUAGCCAUUCAGGGAGCCUUAAAGACCACGAGAGGAGACACAGACAAGAAAAACCUUACCAAUGCUCCCUGUGCGGAAAGAGUUUUAUCAAGUUAGGGGCCCUGAAUAGGCAUGAGAGGACACACACAGGAGGGGAUAAAACGUACCACUGCUCCCUGUGUGAAAAGAGUUUUACCCGGUUAAGACAUCUGAAUAAGCAUGAAAGAAUACAUACACGGGAGGAGAAGACAUACCACUGCUCUCAGUGUGGAAAGACAUUUUCCCAGUCAGAGGACCUGAAAUCACAUGAGAGAAUAGAGAGGCUGUGUUCUGACUUGUGCUUUUAACUUCUUAAGGAUGACGCAGAAUACUGUUCCCAUGCAGGAACAUCACUCAGCGGAUUUCAGAGCGCCACCUAUAGUUUUUGAUAAAACUCAUAAUUUCAUUAAACUUUCAUUAAAAUACACAUUCAAGGUAGUGAAUUAAAGCUACACUCGUUGUGAAUCU